CAGGAGCAGAGCAGUGCGGUGCAAAGCCAAGCCCUGCCAAGAGGCCGGGCCAGGGAGACCCACUCUGGGGCCCUGGGCCGGCCAGCCUGGGGCUCACCAUGGCACGCCCCCCGGGCCGAGAACGGCUUCCCCCCGUGCUGCUGCUCCUCCAAGCCUUCUUGGGCCCAGGCUGGGGCGAGCCGGCACCCCAAAUUGACGGGCGGAUGUGGGCGGAACGGGCCCUGCGGGAGAACGAGCGCCAUGCCUUCACCUGCCGGGCCGAGGGCGAGCACGGGGCUCCCCAGCUGGCCUGGUACCUGGACGGGCGUUUGCAGGAAGGCAACAGCUCGCGGGUGCUGAGUGCGGGGAGCGGGGCCGUGGUGCGGGGCACCAGCACCUUCGUCGUCACUGCCCAGCGGACACAGCAUGAGCUCAACUGCUCUCUGCUCGACCCGACCACCGGCCGGGCGGCCAACGCCUCCGUCGUCCUCAACGUGCAAUUCAAACCAGAGAUCGCCCAGGUUGGCGCCCGACCCCAGGCGGCCCAGGGCCCGGGGCUCCUCGUCGUGCUCUUCGCCCUGGUCCGCGCCAACCCCCCCGCCAACGUCACGUGGAUCGACCAGGACGGGCCGAUGAUGGUCAACGCCUCGGACCUCCUGGUGCUGGACGCCAAGAGCUACCCCUGGCUGACCAACCACUCGGUGCAGCUGCGGCUCCACAGCCUGGCACACAACCUCUCCGUCGUCGCCGCCAACGACGUGGGCGUCACCAGCUCCUCCCUCCCGGCCCCAGGACUCCUGGCCACGCGGGUGGAGGUGCCGGUGCUGGGCCUCGUGGCGGCUGGCGCCCUGGCCCUGGGCCCCCUGGCGGGGCUCGGCGUCCUGGUGGCCCGCCUGGUGUGCAGGAGAGACCGGAAGGCGGCAGCCCCCUCCCGGCGCCCAUCUCUGCUGUCCAGCGACUCCAACAACCUGAAACUCAACAACGUGCGUCUGCCUCGCGAGAACAUGUCUCUGCCCUCCAAUCUGCAGCUCAACGACCUGACCCCUCACCGCCCCGGCAGACCGGCCACCCGACGGGCGCCCCGGCCCGGCAGCCGGCCGGACGUCCUGGACCCCGAGGACGGCACCCUCCUCGGCGGCCAAGGCUUCAUCCACCUUCCUACACUGGGCUACAUCUACCGGGUGUCCAGCGGGAGCAGCGACGAGAUUUGGCUCUGACUGCACGCGCCUGGGGCGGGGCGGGGGAUGCCCCACUCGUGCCCCCGCCUCUCCCCCCAUCCCUCCCUCCGCUCGGCCCCC
Molecule: messenger RNA, 1277 nt
Organism: Ornithorhynchus anatinus (platypus)
Lineage: Eukaryota; Metazoa; Chordata; Mammalia; Monotremata; Ornithorhynchidae
Gene: TMEM25
Product: transmembrane protein 25
Exons: 9
Coding region: 99-1196 (365 amino acids)
Biological process (GO): negative regulation of excitatory postsynaptic potential
Source: RefSeq, a predicted model, not a curated record